AUGAACUUAAUGUUGCAUAAACAGUAAUAAACUCGCUCAAAAAAUCUGAAAUAUUUAAAGUCAACUAUAUUAGUGACUGUUAUGCUGUUUGGAAUAGGAUAGAGUACAACUAAUAAGACUUUAAACGAUCCACUUGUGGGCUUUUCACCUCUUGACUGUUAUAGCUGUAAAUCAAAAUACCCUGAUUUUUCUUACUGCAACAAUAACAAUACUUUUGGAGCUUGUUGUCCUGAAUUUAGCACAGACGAAGCGUGUAUGAGUAAUACAGCAAACGCCAUUAGCUGCACAGAAGAUGAACAUAAUCAUGAUUUUUACUACGCUUCAUGUUUAGUUUUAACUGCAAAUCAAUGUGGAGACUAACUUAAAAUAUAAGAUCUUUCAACUGAAACCAAAGUAUUUGAAACUGAAGCAUCUGGAAUUAAGAGAGCAAUUGGGUAGUCUUGCAUCUGGGAGAUACGAUCAUCAAUGAAUAAAGGUGACUACUAUAAUGUUGAGAUUCAAAUCAUUUUCGAUAAUGUUACCAAUAUGGAUGUUUAUGUUUUAUCAGGAUAUAAUAGAGAAAAGGCCUAUACAGUUGCAGCUAAAUUUGUUUCAAAUACUACAAUCUAUGCUCCCAUCUAUAAUAAGACUUGGGUGCUAGCAGUUCCUAAGGUGAAUUAGACAAACACUAGAGUUAAAUUUAGAAGUACAAUUCUAAGAGAGGUAUUUUUUGAAACUGAAAAUUUUGAAGUGAGAAGGAUUAUAACUGGCACCAUUACGGCAGGAGGUCUUGGUAUAUUCUUAAUAACUAUGUGCAUAAUCUUCAUUAUCAGAAGAAUUAAAGAGAGAGGUAUUCUUAAUAAAAACUAGAUUACAAUUGCACCUUCAAGGUUCAAGGAAGGGAACAGUAUUCACGAUCAUACUAUUUUAGGCUAAGAGGAUAAUCCAAAUGAUGGAUCAGUUGCUGAAUUCGAGGAGCUUAACUUGAUCGGAACAAAAGAAUCUCCAAAAGCUGAUAAAUAUGAUAAAGGCAACGACAAUAAUAAAGUAAAGAAAGGUUUGAGCAUUUGA
Stylonychia lemnae is the source of this 1050-nucleotide messenger RNA. The record is from the annotation of a GenBank genome assembly. NCBI's taxonomy places the organism in Eukaryota, Ciliophora, Spirotrichea, Sporadotrichida, Oxytrichidae.